Botrytis fragariae is the source of this 735-nucleotide messenger RNA. RefSeq lists its product as uncharacterized. The coding region runs from base 1 to 735 and encodes 244 amino acids. Lineage: Eukaryota; Fungi; Ascomycota; Leotiomycetes; Helotiales; Sclerotiniaceae. The transcript has a single exon. The record is from RefSeq and is a predicted model, not a curated record.
AUGGUGGUAAUGAAGGAGUACCAGCAGGUCUUUGAUGGAGAUAUUGCCCAGACAUGGUUUGAUUUCGAUAUCGACACUCUUUACCUCGAUGGUGGACCAAUUACAAAACACUUACAAGUAGAGAUGAAUUGUGCGAGCUGGUCUUCCGAUUUUCGAAAAGUCAAACGUCUUGCUGUUUUCAGUGAUCCAGAAGAAACAUAUGGAUACUCACAUCAUAUCAGGAACUUUUCUAUGCGUGAGUUCGCGUUUGGUGAUUGGUUGUACCACAUGUUAUAUUGUGGCAGUAUCACCAAUGUUAUCUUCAUCAAUAGGCGCCAUCCAUUGACUGUCUAUGAUGAUCUCACACUUAUCGACUUACAAAACACUGUCGCAUCAUUGGCCAUAUAUGAGAGUCCGUACGAUCCUAUUACCAAAAAAGCACUACAACGAAAACAAGAAUCUUUCCGCAAUCGAUAUUGUUCUCAUGGCAUCAAGCUAGGACCAAGCUUAGCAAACAUUCAAAGUUUGGAUACUGUAAGACAACAAGAAGCUGCUGCAAACGGCGGUGUAGCUUCUUUUGAGAUGCCCAUUAUUGAAUGCAAAACCAUGACGACGAAAGCGAUGGAGAUGAAGUUGAAGGAAGCAGCAGCACAAUAUCAAGUAAAGAAAAAUGAAUAUGAAAGGAAGAAAAGGAAAAGGGAAGAGAUGCUUAAUGGAACAUUUCUGCUCUCUAGACUGAUGGGAAUUGGAAAUUGA